AUGGAUAGAGCUUUGUCGACAAGCGAUGUCCCGAAGAAAUUCCUCAAGGCCUGUUUGAUGGUGGGCCAUGUUCCACUGAGGGCCUUGGCCUGCGAUCCACGCGUUUCCUACGCGCUUUACAUACCUCCGACCCGAUACGAUGCCGAUCCCAACCCGACCAAGCUCCCCUUGCUCGUCUGGAUUCAUGGCACAGGCAGGAAAUGGGACACUCUCUACGAAGAUGAAAUGGUGUCUUUUGCGGAUCGUAUGCCGUGUGCAAUUCUCGCCCCGCUGUUUCCUGCUGGUUUAGAUGGUCCAAACGAUUUGGAUUCGUACAAAAUGUUGCACUCAUCCUCGCUUCGGUCUGAUCAGGCACUAUUGGGAAUCCUUGAUGAAGUUGCAGCUCGCUGGCCUGGGAUUGCGACAGACAAAAUUUUCCUUCAGGGGUUCUCUGGCGGUGGCCAAUUUGCUCACAGAUUUCUCUACCUCUAUCCUGAACGCCUAGCUGCUGUCAGCGUGGGAGCGCCGGGCAGAGUAACCGCGUUGGAUCUUUCGAAAGAUUGGCCUGAAGGUGUAGCAAACACGAAGACAUUGUUCGAUCUAAAGGUGGAUCCUGGCAACAUUCGAAAAGUCCCGAUUCAGUUGGUGGUUGGCUCGGAGGACAACAAGGUGCACGGGGGCGAAGCAUUCUGGAGUUGGUUAGAGAGUCUUCAAAAGAAGGAACUAAAGAAGCAAUCAGAGACUACAACGCUAUCUCGAAUGGAGCAUGGGCGAUUGCAAACUCUGAAAGAACUUCGUAGAUCAUGGAAAACCGAUGGAAUCUAUAGCCAGCUGGACAUUGUUUCAGGCAUCGCACAUGAAGCAGUGCAGGAGCACGCGAGCACAAGGCAGAGGGAAUGCGCCCCCCAAGCGUACAUCGAUGGCGUGUACGGCGUGUCGGCAAGUCAAGCUGAGGUGCGAUGCUAUGCAUUGCUUUCCCGCGCCCUGUACUCGAUGUCACUGGAGAAGGUUGCGAAGGAAAACGAAAGGCUACGAAGUUUAGUACAUGAAGCGGGAACAACGCCUUCCCAUUCACCUCUAGAUGCGGCCUUGCCAGAAGGUGCGGGUUCUACAUAUAAUGGAGCUUCAGAUAUCCAACAGGAAGCCUCGGUCAUCGAGAAAAUAACCUCGCAAAUACCCACCCCCAGAGAAAUCGGAGGCGUUUGCCUUGACGAAGCUACAAUUCUGGCACUUUUUGAGCAUUUCGCUGACCACUAUCUGGAUCAUCUGCCUAUCCUCGACCUCACAAAGCCAAUCGACCUUAUCUGGAGGGAUAGUCAAAUUUUAUUUUGGACAAUUAUUAUAACUGCGACCAGCAAGCACCACCAUCAUUCGAGCUACUUUGGGCCUCUUCAGAUACAAUUUAAACGACUUCUCUCGGAGUAUCUAGUCAGCUCUAUUCGCUGCAUAUACACAGUCCAGGCACUGUUAAUUUUAUGUCUUUGGCCGUUCCCGGUCGCGAAGCAGCAGGAUGACCCAAGCUGGGAGUACAUUGGAUUGGCUGUUGCUGCCAAUUUGAAACUUACAUCCGUUGACUCCCAAACAAACUGGCCCGGGUCAAACCCCUUGUUAAUUGACGAGAGUCUACGACAAAAGACCUGGCUGGGUUGUUUUGCAGUGAGCACCGAAAUUUCUGCAGCUCUUGCUCUACCAUCUCCGAUGGAAACGGUUUCGCACAGUAUGCCCAAAAUCAGACAUGCAGUUCAAUCUAGCUUGCCCAAGGAGUUCUCAACCCUUCUAGAUAUCCAGGAAUUUGCGACCAGGGCAGCCACACUCCUUAACAAUCCAUCCGCAGCCUCCGCCCAGAAAUCUUUUAUAGAGCUGCUGGAAAGGGAUCUAGCUUCAAUAGAAGCUCGCAUGCCAAAUCAAAUCCACCCAAAGAUUAAGCUCGGAUGUCUUGCAGCUCGCCUUCGUUUAUAUACUCUACCUCUACUAUCCCAAUUGUCAUUGGACCCGCAAAAGCGAAAAACCGGCGGCAUGUCAAAGGCUGUGUGGUAUAUGGGAUUCCACACGGCAAUCGAAAUCGCGAACACUUUUGGCCACUCAUCGAAUGUGAGUGCAGACAUACGGGCAAAUUCUACCGAACCAAUCGACGUCUUCUUUCCAAAGUAUUACUUCCAAAUCUUGAUCAUGGCUGGCAUGUAUUUGAUCAAUGUUGUGGCCAUUGAUAAAGAAAUGUCUGCGGAAGACAAAAGUCUAGCGCGGAAUCACAUCAAGAAGGUCUAUGAAACACUUGUGUGCUGGUCGCGGGAACCCAGAGACGAAGCGGGACGCGUUGCGAGAGUGAUUGACCUGCUCUCUCGCCACGUCCAAGGAUCCGAUAUGUUGUCGGAGAUACAGCCAACCGCCAAUGCAACACCCCCAACGAGCAUGAUCACCAGUGGAAUGUGGAUGGCGGGUCAGUUACGCAGCAAGCUUUUCUCUUCCUUUUCGCAACCUGCACAGCCGGCACCCGCUUGGGCACCCGAGCUGUCAGAGUUUCCGACUGGCCUUGAACCAAACUUGUUUGAGGAUGAUCUACUAGAAUGGAAUGCGUGGCUAGAAAACCUGGAUAGCAUACUCACAAACCCCGCAACAAUGACGGAUUUCGGAGCUAAUUAG
Molecule: messenger RNA, 2619 nt
Organism: Penicillium waksmanii
Lineage: Eukaryota; Fungi; Ascomycota; Eurotiomycetes; Eurotiales; Aspergillaceae
Exons: 6
Coding region: 1-2619 (872 amino acids)
Biological process (GO): regulation of DNA-templated transcription; DNA-templated transcription
Cellular component (GO): nucleus
Molecular function (GO): transcription cis-regulatory region binding; DNA-binding transcription factor activity, RNA polymerase II-specific; zinc ion binding
Source: RefSeq, a predicted model, not a curated record